UUUUACUCUUUGGCAGAGACCGGCAUUUUCCCACAACACCCUGCUCCUGCUUUUACAGAUGACGAAAAUGGCGGACAACUCAGCAUCGGUUGAAAUCGUCGAGGGCUGUCGCCUCCCCGUUCUUCGCAAAAAUCAAGAAAAUGAAGACGAAUGGCCAUUGGCUGAGAUUCUAAGUGUGAAGGAAGUUUCUGCAAGAAAGCUUUACUAUGUUCAUUAUAUCGACUUUAAUAAGCGCCUGGAUGAGUGGGUCACAUCGGACCGGCUGGACAUGAAGAAGCUUCAGUUCCCUAAGAAAGAAGCUAAAACACCAACAAAAAAUGGUCUUCCAGGCUCCCGCCCCAGCUCUCCAGAGAGAGAAGUGAAGAAGAGUCUAGAUCUCAACGUACAACCCACAGCCACAGCCACAACCACAGCCACAGCUCCUUCCAGAGGCAAAACCCUCCCCACACCGAAGAGGAAGGUAGAACCUGUCCCGUUGGCACCUCAGGUAUCCCCCGUCACCCCUGUACCCUCCUUGCCGAGUUCAGCUGAAGCAUCUCAGGCUGCCGUUUAUCCUGCAGCAAGGGAGACCAGCACCUUCAAGUCCCGUGAAGACCAUGAGCAGCUCACGUCACUCACAACGCAAAACGGUACUGCACGACGGCUCAUUCCAUCUCAGCCCGGGAGGAAGAGGAAAGCGAACUGUGGCGGCACCGAUGAGAUGAUAAAGGUUUUGCAGUAUAACAACCCUCAAAGUGCCAGUGUCUAUCUACCACCACCAGAGGAUUCCCAGGACAGCUCUGAUGGCAUCCCAUCUGCACCCCGCAUGACGGGCAGUCUGGUGUCUGAUCGUAGCCAUGAUGACAUUGUCACCCGGAUGAAAAAUAUAGAGUGUAUAGAGCUGGGACGUCACAGACUGAAGCCGUGGUACUUUUCGCCGUACCCACAGGAACUCACCGCGUUGCCCAUCCUCUACCUCUGCGAAUUCUGCCUCAAGUACCUCAAAAGCCUCAAGUGUCUGCAGAGACAUUUGACAAAAUGUAAUCUAAGACAUCCUCCAGGCAACGAGAUCUACCGCAAAGGCACCAUCUCAUUCUUUGAGAUUGACGGCAGGAAAAACAAAACAUAUUCCCAGAACCUUUGUUUAAUUGCAAAGUGUUUCCUGGACCACAAGACCUUGUACUAUGACACAGACCCUUUCCUCUUCUACGUAAUGACAGAAUACGACCCCAAAGGCUUCCAUAUAGUGGGGUACUUCUCGAAGGAGAAGGAAUCAACUGAAGAUUAUAAUGUGGCCUGUAUCCUUACCUUACCCCCAUACCAGCGGAGAGGCUACGGAAAACUGCUCAUUGAGUUCAGUUAUGAGCUCUCCAAGGUAGAAGGAAAGACGGGCACUCCUGAAAAGCCACUUUCUGACCUUGGUCUUCUGUCCUAUCGCUCCUACUGGUCCCAGACCAUCUUGGAAAUUCUCAUGGGCCUUAAACCUGACAAUGGGGAAAGGCCUCAGAUAACCAUUAAUGAGAUCAGUGAAAUCACUAGUGUAAAGAAAGAGGAUGUUAUUUCAACGCUGCAGUACCUCAACCUGAUCAACUAUUACAAGGGUCAGUACAUCCUGACACUGUCAGAGGACAUUGUGGAUGGCCAUGAAAGAGCGAUGCACAAGAGACACCUGCGUAUAGAUCCAAAAUGCCUUCACUUCACACCUAAAGACUGGAGCAAGAGGGGCAAAUGGUAGACCCCCCCCCCCGGUUCAGUCAAUGUCCUCCUCAGCCCUCGAUGAGCCAAAAGGCUGACAGUGGAUCAGAUAAACAUUUUAUUAAGCUGUUCCAUCACCAAGAUGACUCCUCAAAUGUAAAACAAGACUUUUAUUGUGAAUAUUCAUUAUAUAUGGUCAAUUUUCAGAACUCUGAAACCUUAGGAGUAAAGUAGACACUGGUUAAUAAACACCACAGAGUAACACAUCACAUCUAUGUAAAAGAUCACAGUGCGUUAUGAAAGGGAUCAAGUGUCAGCUAAAUAAAAUCCCAAAAUGGAAAAACACUGAUGAAAAUGAGACGGCUAUUGGAAGUGUUUUCGUUUACAUCUUUUGUAGCUGCCACACAAAGAAGUUCAGUUAAAUCCAAAUUAUCUUACAAUGUGGAUCUAGACACUGUAUCAACAGCUGAUUUGAACAGUUAGAUGAGAAUUAAAUUGCCAAAGCAUCGCACUCCAGAAUUUAGUUGCUACCAUUUGUGGAAAUGUACAUGUUAGUAAAUGAAGUGGCACACUAAGGUAGAGAACACACUACUUUACAGUUGAAGUCAAAGCCGUAGUUACUGUGUCUGACGUGGUAAAGAUCGGAUGUAUAAUGUAAUGUGUAAUCGGAUGGAGUUGUAUUUUGAGAUUGGUUGUGAUGAGUCGCAUUUUUAUGUAGAAAUAAAGUGAUACACAUUCAGAUGUUCACGUACACAACAGUAGAAAUGUUAAGUUUAUUCUUCUGGAGUGCCUGAACUCUCGCUCUAGCGUCUCUACUAACAGGAAGUGCAGAAACAAAAUGCAAGAAAUGUCCUGAUUGUCGCUAUUGUCACGUCAAAAUGAUAAAUAUCAGAUGAAAACACAAAAUCCUUGGAUGUACAUGGAGUUUCAGUUGCUCAACAUGUUUGUUUCUUUCCACAGUACCCGUACUGUUUUUCCACUUUUCCACGUUGGACUUAUUUAUACUCUGUGAUCAUGCUGAUGAAUAUUACUACAUAUCGUUUCAAUCCCUUGUCAUGACCAUAUGUACACAAUGUACAAUGAGACAAAUCAACCUCCUAAGUAUCUUUAUGUUCCCUGUAACUGUACAUACUGAACCUGAUUGUAAAAAAAAAAAAAGUAUGCUUAGAAGAAAUAAGCCAUGUUGAACUGUUAGAGGAAUGUAAAUUAUGUGUACAGUUGUCUUUAAAUUUUUUUUACUCAGUGUAAACUAACGGGCCGCACAAUAUUGCUAGGAAAAGACAGAAGGUGAUAUCUUUGUUUGACAUUGUGUUUUAUGUUUACAUGUCUCAAAGGAUGUUGGAUUUAGUAUAUCUUUAAGUGAAACAGUGGAGAGUAUGAUUUGAACAUUUGAUAUGAGAAUCUUGUUGAAUUGAUAAAAAAAUUCAUACAAACUCCA
Sphaeramia orbicularis (orbiculate cardinalfish) is the source of this 3112-nucleotide messenger RNA. RefSeq names its product histone acetyltransferase KAT5. Gene Ontology annotation, molecular function: histone H4K16 acetyltransferase activity. The transcript has 15 exons. Gene Ontology annotation, cellular component: NuA4 histone acetyltransferase complex. Lineage: Eukaryota; Metazoa; Chordata; Actinopteri; Kurtiformes; Apogonidae. Gene Ontology annotation, biological process: double-strand break repair via homologous recombination; regulation of DNA-templated transcription. The record is from RefSeq and is a predicted model, not a curated record. The coding region runs from base 59 to 1714 and encodes 551 amino acids.